AUGGGUUAUACAUUAGCUGUCUUAGGAUGCGGUACCAUGGGAGUAGCCAUUCUCUCCGGGGUCCUCUCCUCACUCGAAGCUAGACUAUCAGCUCCACUGACCCAGAAACACCAUUCGGGAGAGACUGAACCUCCUUCAGGAAUAUCUACUCCUACUGCCAGUCAGUUCCUCGAUGCUCCGGAGGAAUCACUGCCUUCUAGAUUUAUCGCGACUGUAGGUAGAGAAGAGACAGGCAGGAAGUUGAAAAAGACUUUUGAAGGGCUGGGUAGAUUCGGGAGUGAUGUGGAAGUAAGAGCUGGACAGGGUAAUGUGCAGGCUGUGAAGGAAGCGGACGUGAUACUUGUAUGUUCUAAACCUAACAUUGCCAAAUCAAUCCUCUUAGAAGAAGGUAUGGCCGAAGCCGUCAAGGGCAAACUCGUCAUAUCUAUUUGUGCAGGUGUGACUAUCUCUCAGUUGGUCUCUUGGGUUCCGGAAUCUACCAAAGUAGUCAGAGCAAUGCCUAACACCCCUUGUAAGAUAAGAGAAGGUAUGACAGUAGUCACCCCUGUAUCGGACGCCUUGUCACGCACGUUGAUCCUCAACAUCUUCACCUCCUGUGGACGAUGCAGAUUCUUAGAAGAGAAAUACUUUGAUGCUUGUACUGCGCUAGCUGGAUCAGGACCUGCAUUUGUAGCGCUCGUGCUGGAAGCUAUGACGGAUGGAGGGGUGAUGAUGGGUUUACCAAGAGUUGAAGCGUUGGAAUUGGCUGCUCAGACCCUACAAGGUACGGGUAGGAUGGCACUUUACGCUGGAUUACAUCCUGCUCAGUUGAAGGAUAGUGUGACUACUCCCGGAGGUUGUACCAUCGCAGGUCUCUUAACUCUCGAAGACGGUAGAGUCAGAUCAACAAUGGCAAGAGCCAUUCAAGUUGCUACCAACCACGCUUCUGGUUUAGGUCAAGAUUCCAAGAAGUAA
This is a messenger RNA of Kwoniella botswanensis, 954 nucleotides long. RefSeq names its product pyrroline-5-carboxylate reductase. Lineage: Eukaryota; Fungi; Basidiomycota; Tremellomycetes; Tremellales; Cryptococcaceae. The coding region runs from base 1 to 954 and encodes 317 amino acids. Gene Ontology annotation, molecular function: pyrroline-5-carboxylate reductase activity. The record is from RefSeq and is a predicted model, not a curated record. Gene Ontology annotation, biological process: L-proline biosynthetic process. The transcript is spliced from 7 exons.